Molecule: messenger RNA, 3312 nt
Organism: Phytophthora infestans T30-4
Lineage: Eukaryota; Oomycota; Peronosporomycetes; Peronosporales; Peronosporaceae
Exons: 1
Coding region: 1-3312 (1103 amino acids)
Source: RefSeq, a predicted model, not a curated record
AUGAGGCUCCUUGGACUGCUUGCUGCAGGAGCUUUCCAGCUACCUCUCGAGGCACUGGCCAUGAGAGCAUCGCUGGGCGUUAAGGAGACUCUACUAGCUGAAAACAGGGAGCGCAGUGUCACGUUUGCUUCACUUCCUUUCGAUCUUCCGAACAACACCCUCAUUUCUCAAGAUGUUUUGACGAAUAACGACCACUACUCAGGCAUUCUCAGCCCCGACGGUCGCAUCGGGUGCACGGAAUCCUAUGCUAGUGAACAAGACCAGGAAGUCGCCGUGGUUCUAGCAUUCUCCAAGUGUCUUGAUGACACCUCUUUGAGCAUGGUCGAGGAGUGGGUAAACCAAGUCAAGGCCGGGAUCAUUUCAACUCCCUACGCGGAGGACCUGCAGAUCACAUUCCAGUCGACGAUGGUGCCAGGUGCUUGCGAAGAACGCAGUGAGAAGACUAAACAAGGACUUCACGACCCCGCCAUGGAGAGCCAGGGGAGCUCUUCGCCUCCGAAGAAUCCGGAGACGACUGAACCACCAGUUCUUUUGGCCGACGGCGUUCUACCAACUGACCUUAAACGCCUGAAAGCAUUCCCUGGACUCGGCAAAGCUGUCAAUCUGGCUGAUGAUGAAGUCAAGCUGGAUGUCAAGCCGAUCGCUGUCAUCUCCUUCGUAACCGGAGAGAAAUCUUACGGGGAGGUGAUGAAGUACGAGGCCAGUGUUCAAGUGUCUAAGACUUUCAACUUCCAUAUCUGCAAGAGCGGUAUCAACUGUGAAGGCACAUUUGAGAACUGUAUCGACCUGCCAGAGGUGGUGGAUCUGUUCAUGUACAACCCGUUCACAAUCACGCGCUCUAUUGAGUGUGCCAACUUGGACGGUGGUGUGCCCGUCACGUACCUGGACGACUAUGGUGCUCGUCAAUGCUUUUGCAACUGUCCUGCUGGACACGUGCUCGAAGAGGACGACUACGGGGGUCUAUCGUGCAAACAAACUGACGAAGACGUUUGCCCCUGUGCUUGGGCUCAAGUAAACGGGUUCAAGUACGAGGUGGAUAUCAACAAGGCCACUUGUUCAAUCAAAGACUUAGCCUCCGCCUCCGUACUAUCUGUGCCAUUCCCGUCCGACGGCUACGUCGCAGACAAGCGUGAUACACUGAAAGAAGGGUACCAGAACCCUCGGAUUACGGUGACGGUAGACCGGCAGCAACUGGCUGAGUACAAGGGAUCCGAUAUUCAAAGUGUUGUCGGCGCCGAUGCGUCGUUGCCACUAACGUUUGAGGAGGUUGUGGGGCUGUCUUCAACGGCCUCAGAUCUUAAACCCCUUGUGGCUCCUACGUACGGCACAAACACAUACACAACGGAACACCCGUGGAAGGAGUACCAGGUGAACCGAGUUGCCCACAUUGACGACUUGGAGUUGACAUCCUACGGUAAAUACAAGCUUGAAAUGAGCGCCUACGACUACUUUUCCAGUGCCACUUGCGAGGGAUGCCUGGUCAUCGUGGAUAAAUACCGUCCGAAGGCGACAACGGUCUGUCCGUCUAGCUUCUGUGACGACGUCGCUGACCCCGUUCAUUGCACGGAAUCUGCUGAGCUCACGACCAAUAAUUUGGAGAAGGCUAGCGGCCUAGUUAACCAAUAUUUCGACUUCGCUAAGAAGGUCGAGAACGAUGCGUGCAGUGUGGAUAACCGGUGCGACUCGGAGUCGUUCAGUCGCCGUGAUUUCUUUGAGACGGACUACACGGAUCAUGACUGUAGCCAAGCUCACCAAUGCUUCGACAAGGAUAAAGUAGUGGAGGACCUUAUCACUUCCGACAAAGCCAAGACGAACCCUCUUGCAAGAGAUGACAAUGGCUGUGACAACACAGCUGUACCAGUACCAGUCGGACAGUGUACUAGGUGCUGCAAGAUGCACACUGCACUAAAGGAGUGGUGGACAGACUACCGUUGCGGGUCCGACUACGACGCUCGCUACUGCGAGGGAGACAGUGACCAGACCUGUGAUUUCAAGCAGUGUCUCGUGAUGAAUGGUGAUACGUUGGCGACGGCGACCGCUUCGAUCACGGAGGACGCCAAGAAAGAAUCGGAGUCUGUGCUGGCUGACGUGGAAGAUGAAGCUUAUCAAACAGUGACUCAAAUCCAUCGCUCACUGGAUUGCACGUCGUUCGGUGGUACGGACGGAGAAUGCGAGCUCAGAACUAAAUUGUCCGAUCUGAUCGACACCACGGAAUCUCUCAAUUUUGGCUCGUACGGAAGUCGAGAAGCCACUGACUACGUGUUCUGGCGCUACAAGCUCGUGUCGGAGGACGAAUCCUGGCAACUGUGGAAGACUUCCAAGCACGUCGAUGACUACGGAGGUGUAACUUACGACAACGAUGGUCUGGUGACGUUCUCGAACCCAGAGACAAAGAUCACAAUCGAAGCCUGGACGCAAUGUGGUCUGGUCCGUCGCUUCUUCUUCUACGUCCACCUACACGUCAACAGCCCCGUGAGUGUGUGUGAGAAAUUCAACGACAUGUGGUACCAGACAUCCGUGUCGAGACUACCGAUCGGCGUGGGCAUGUGUGCAUAUCCAGGUAGCGACUUUGCCGAGCUGACGUUCGACUUCCACCCGAACGCAGGUCUGCAGUACUCUCGCGAGGAGUUGAGGAUGAAGGUGUCGAAGGUUGAGUGCACGGGUGCUCUCGAAGGCCGCAAGCCGAUAACAAUCUUAAGUGUAGCAGAAGAUUCCCCUGAAAUUGUGACCCGAUUCGCUGUCGAGAUGCUGAACAAGGCCACAACCGAAGCCGCCACAGAUUUCCACGUGGAGUGUGCAUUCACGUACACGAAACGCAGCGGAGCGAGAGCCACGGAGACGUGCAAACGUGAUUUCUCGAUAUCAGACUGUAAGGGUCCCGCGUUUGACAAGCCUGACAGUGAGUGUGAGUACGAGGCAUGUGCUGGUCAAGCUGAAGUCGGUCUGUAUGAGGCGUGCGGUGGCACCGUUGUGAGGGCCGAUGAAACCUGUACGAUUGUCGAGACAGACGAGAAACCUUGCUGCCAGGGCUGCGAGAACACGGAAGUCACGUGUGUAGCUCUACUGGAUCUGCCGAAUAGCAAUGCUGACAUCAUGCGAUGUGAACCGAGCUCCGGUGGGGCUUACUCGAGCUACAGCAGCUAUGCAGCUGUGCUGCUAACGGAGACUGCGCAUGGCCAUCCUGCUGCCAUGACGCUGCUGGGUGCGACCACGUUGAUUGCUGUGGUGGCGCUGGUUGUUGUUCGUCGUCGGGCGACUGCUUCGCACUCGGCUCAGAUGGCUGACGACGCCUAUUAUCCGUUGCUUCACUAA